Lampris incognitus (smalleye Pacific opah) is the source of this 1506-nucleotide messenger RNA. Its product is annotated as lymphatic vessel endothelial hyaluronic acid receptor 1-like. Gene Ontology annotation, cellular component: plasma membrane. Gene Ontology annotation, molecular function: hyaluronic acid binding; transmembrane signaling receptor activity. Bases 133 to 1119 code for a protein of 328 amino acids. The transcript is spliced from 7 exons. Gene Ontology annotation, biological process: cell adhesion. The record is from RefSeq and is a predicted model, not a curated record. Lineage: Eukaryota; Metazoa; Chordata; Actinopteri; Lampriformes; Lampridae.
UUGAUCACCAUCCACGCUGACCACCGACACUCCAGCGAUCGCCACAGAAGUGUAUUCCAAGUACACACCCUGGCUUUGGACCACAGUCAAAUUAAAGCUGUACCCAGAAGAGACAGAUUUGCUGGGAUCUUCAUGGUACCUGAGAGCGGUAGAUACAUCCUCAAUGCAAAAAAUGCGACAGACGCUUGCCAAUAUCUCAACGUCAGCAUAGCGACCACAGCCCAGAUGGAGAGAGCCCUUCAGCUGGGACUGCAGACAUGCAAAUUUGGCUGGAUAGAUGGGCAUGUUGCUGUCAUCCCACGAAUUACAAGAGACCCAAAAUGUGGCAAGAACAAAACCGGGUUGGUGACCUGGAGCCCAGCAGCAGAAAAACUCUUUUGUGCAUAUUGCUUUAAUGCAACAGACUUAGAGAAUGAUUUGAGCACAACAUCAGACAUCCCAGUGACUUCUAAAUCAACUGCGGCAACGAUGGCAUCAGUGCACACCCUGACAGCUGCCACUUCCUUGUACAGACAAAAUGUCAACUCUACAUUUUCAACAAAGUCAACAAAGAAAGCCUCAAAACCGAAUCCUCACACCGCCGUUGUUGGUCCAUGGGUCAAGUCAGCACGUUCACCUUGGCUCUCCUCCACCUCCGGUGCACUCACAUCUACCUCCAUUGCCACUCUUAGCUCUUCUCCUUUAUCUGUCACUCCUUUAAACUCUGUUGCUUUUCGUUUCUUCUCUGAAGCAUCUGGCCGACCCUCCACCUCCUCUGAUUCCUCUGGCUCUGUUCAUACCACCACUACCAACUACACCAGUGUACUCUUCAAGUCUGUGAACUCUACAGCGGUGUCUCUGGGAGUUGUACCAACGGCUAUGAUUGUUCUUGUUAUGAUACUCCUCAUCUUGACCACAGCAGGUGCACUUUGGUAUUACAAUCUGAAGCGGCGUGUUUUCCCUUUCUGGCCCCGUGGGCAACAGAAAGAUGACACUGAGACGGAGAUGUGGAAGCAAACUGACAGUGAAAUGGACCUGCACAGCCAUCGGGGAGGAGAAGAAGAAGACACAGACAAGAAGUACUGCAGCAACGGCACUCUCUGUGCUUAUCCAGACAUCCAGACAAACUCUGCACAGUAGUUUCAUAUUCCCGUGGGUAAUAUCUGUGGUGGAUUAUAUGCAAAGAUACCAAAUUGUUAUCUACUAUAAAAAUUAAUUUCUCUAUCAAGCAUGGAGCAUGGUUUGCUGUAUAAAUGACUCAACUGUCUAUUCUGUCUCCCAAAGUGAUUGUAAAUAUGCUAUAUGUAGAACAUGUUCACCUCCUGCCGACAUUCAUUUUUCUGAUGUCCUAAAGUAGAUGCAGUGCAUAUGUGUAUGUGUAUCAGUGUAGUACUGCGUGCAUGUCUUUGCAUUUGUUUUUUUUGUUUGUUUGUUUUUUGUUUUUGUUUUUUGUUUGUUUGUUGUUUUUUUUCCUCCUUAGGAUGCAUUAUAAACAUUUGAACUGAAAAUAGUUUCCACAAAAUAAAA